This is a messenger RNA of Candida albicans SC5314, 1008 nucleotides long. It is a transcript of the gene STD1, whose product is annotated as Std1p. The record is from RefSeq and is a predicted model, not a curated record. The transcript has a single exon. NCBI's taxonomy places the organism in Eukaryota, Fungi, Ascomycota, Pichiomycetes, Serinales, Debaryomycetaceae. The coding region runs from base 1 to 1008 and encodes 335 amino acids.
AUGUUUGGUUCACCAUUUACGAAUAACCCGACUCAGAAGAGUUCGACGCCUACAGUAUUCAAAGAUAAUGCGAGGAACGCUAUAUAUAAACAGUUACCGGUUGUAACGUCAAACACUGCAUCAUCCAUACGCUCAGCACCACUGCAGUUUCUUAAUAAUCGACACCAUGUUCUGCUGCAUAGGUCUAUGUCAUCAUCAUCAUCGAUAUUUUCAUCUAUUACUGGGGGCAAACGCUCGGUGAGAUCAGCACCGUCUAUUUAUUCAAGCUCCACAGCCACAAUACCAGAGGAUCUGGAACCUGUUUCUACCACAGUCGAGCAGUUGGUCAAUGAUAUUGUAUUGCAUGAAAACCAUUAUAGGGCGGUUGCGUUAGAGAAUAACCACCGAAAUGCGAAUGUUGACGUUGAAGAGAUGUACAAGAUAUCGCUUGGGUCGGACUUGCAGUAUCAGAAUGUACCUGAAUCGUUGAUUGAUUGGAACUUGAAUGUCACUAGGUGCAAGUUGAUAUUGACGCAGUUGCCUCAGAUCACGUCUACAGAUAUACCAUAUAACCAGAAUGCAUUGCCGCAGUUGGUGGGCGACUUGGCAGGUGUGUGUCACAUUAUACUUAUACAACCGCAUAUUUCCGACAAGGAACUUAUCUACACAUUACUUUCAUCCAAUUUAUAUAAAGAGCAUGACUUGGACGUGAAUUUUAAAAAAUCAGUUGCUGAGAUUUCUGUGAAACAAAGCCGCUUAUUACAAAUCAAUAAUGGUGCAGGCUCAUCGUCAAUAAACCCCGAACAUUUAUUUUUGAAAUUCAAAUUUAAAGAGAUUGCUAUUCGAAACUAUUUAAUCAACCUUGCUGCUGCUGCGACGACCGCACAUGAGUACAAAUUGAAGAUGGAGCACUUGAAGGGAGUUUUGAAAAUGGAGCAGCCUGACAAGAAAGUCAAGUUGUCGAAAGAAGACAAAAAAGUAUUGUGGGAACAAGUACGACUGGAUGUAUUCCAACGAGCUGGUUUGUAG